AUGUCUAAUUGGAGUUCUGAUCCAGAAGUCGAUGAAAUGGUAGAGGAGGAAGUCGAUAAUAUAGUGGGUGAGAUUCAAUACAACUACACUCACCAAGACGUUCCAUCAGCUCCAAUAUUUCGCAGAGUGCACAUUAAUAGAGACCGCGAAGAAGGCCACACUCGGCUAUGGAAUGAUUAUUUUAGUGAGAAUCCAACUUACAAUCACAGAAUGUUCCGCCGUCGAUUUAGAAUGAACAAACCAUUGUUCAUUCGUAUUGUCAAUACUAUUGAGAAUGGAGUCUCAUACUUCAGACAAAGACGAGAUGCUACUGGAAGGCUGGGUCUUUCUGCACUUCAAAAAUGUAUGGCAACUAUUUGUAUGAUGGCAUACAGAUGUUCGGCUGAUGCAAUGGAUGAAUAUCAACGACUCGCUGAAACAACCGCCCACAAAUGCCUUGAAAAAUUUGUGGAAUGA
Molecule: messenger RNA, 456 nt
Organism: Camelina sativa (false flax)
Lineage: Eukaryota; Viridiplantae; Streptophyta; Magnoliopsida; Brassicales; Brassicaceae
Source: RefSeq, a predicted model, not a curated record